GCAAGAGACUUUGUGGUUGCUCGGAAACCCUUGGCGGCAAGAUGGCGGCGACCGGCGGUCGGACCGCGGCUUCGCCCCAGCUGAGCCGGCAGUCGCCGGGGCGGCCGCCGCGAGACGGCUACGGCGUAUACGUAUACCCAAAUUCUUUCUUCCGUUACGAAGGCGAGUGGAAGGGAGGAAAGUUACAUGGUCAUGGGAAGCUAUUGCUUAAAGAUGGAAGUUAUUAUGAAGGUGAAUUUGUGGAUGGAGAAAUCACUGGAGAAGGCUACCAACACUGGGCCUGGUCAGGAAACACCUACUCUGGACAGUUCGUUUUAGGAGAGCCUCAAGGACAUGGCGUCAUGAAGUACAAAGCCGGAGGUUACUAUGAAGGGGAGUUCUUCCGAGGUCUCAGGGAAGGACAGGGGUUUCUGGAGGACCAGGAUGGGCAGGUGUACCAGGGUUCCUUCCAUGACAACAAGAGACAUGGCCGUGGGCAGAUGAUCUUUAAGAACGGUGACAAGUACGAAGGAGACUGGGUUCGAAACCAGCGUCAGGGACACGGGGUGCUGUGCUGUGCUGACGGCUCCACCUAUGAGGGACAGUGGCACAGCGAUGUCUUCAGUGGGCUGGGCAGCUUUGCCCACUGCUCGGGAGUCACUUACUGUGGAAUGUUUAUCAAUGGCCACCCAGCAGCACAGGCUAAGAAAAUUGUGGUUCUGGGACCAGAGGUACUGGAAGUGUUCCAAGGCUCUCCCUUCACACUGAAUGUGCAGCUGCAGCAAGACGAUGGGGAAGUUGCCACAAGUGAGAGUGGCCGGACCCUGAAGAUCUCAGCAGGAGUCAGAUACGUGCAACUCCCAGAGUACUCUGAGGUCAGCUUUUUCAAGAUGGACGAAGAUCACAAGGAGGCACCCAUUCAGACACCAUUUGGGUUCCAGUGUAUUUCCUAUCCCCUGUCCAUCCCCACAUCCUGGGGACUGGAGCCUGGUUCUACUGUGGAAAGUUGCAGAGCCGACAUACUACUCUCCCAGGGAGACUCAGAGACGGCGCAGGACACAGAAGCUUUCCAUGGCCAAGUAGACACCCCAAGCUUCCUGCCAGAGAAGCCAUGGACGGAAGCACAUCUGUUCCUGGAUGGCAGGACUGUGAGUCAGCUUCACCUCAUGUUUCCAGGAAGAGCAGUGGGCAGAGACUCCUGCAGCUGGCGAGCCUUCCACGUGGCCCUGUUCCUCUGGGGAAGCCACACGCUCGUGGCGAGGAGACACGCAUCCUGUCCUCCUGCAGCCUGUCAGCAGGUGCAGCAAGGCUGCGCUGAGUUUGUGGACAUCAUCCUCGGACCCCCUCCGCCUGGGAUGCAGCCCUUUCUCUUCCUGCCCAGCGCUCUUGAGAAGACGGACGGCAGGCCCAAAGGUGACCAGAGUUCCCCAGAGGUGGUGCCCACUGUCCAGGAUUCCCCCAAAGGCCCCAGGCCUGAUGGGACAGCAGUAGAGCCAUCGACGGCUGCAUAUCUAGGGGAGUAUGUGGUCAUGAUCCGUGAUGUGACCACUCCUCCAUUCCUGGGCCACAGGCUGCCCACUGCCUUCAAACACCUGCGAGUCUUGGCAAAGGGGGACAGCCAGUGGCCCCACGUCCCUGAAGAUCACCCGGAAGCCCUAAGCUAGAGGCCACUCCUGGCCCAUGGACACAAAGGAGCCAAGAGCACCCUCAAGUGAAGGCCACCCUCCCCUGAAUAAGAGAUUCAUGCUGCCUCCCCCCAGGGAGCACACCCUCUAUUCCUAAACAGCCUGGGAGCUGGCCCAUGUGAGCUCCACAGCUACCGACUUCAAUAAAGCUCUCCAUAUCAA
Molecule: messenger RNA, 1826 nt
Organism: Mesocricetus auratus (golden hamster)
Lineage: Eukaryota; Metazoa; Chordata; Mammalia; Rodentia; Cricetidae
Gene: Morn1
Product: MORN repeat containing 1
Exons: 15
Coding region: 42-1643 (533 amino acids)
Cellular component (GO): cytosol
Source: RefSeq, a predicted model, not a curated record